Molecule: messenger RNA, 561 nt
Organism: Penicillium cinerascens
Lineage: Eukaryota; Fungi; Ascomycota; Eurotiomycetes; Eurotiales; Aspergillaceae
Exons: 2
Coding region: 1-561 (186 amino acids)
Source: RefSeq, a predicted model, not a curated record
AUGUUUCUUGAUGUUCUGAUCCUUUGUCUUCCGUAUCCGAUAGCCUGGCGGUUGCAAACAACAGCGCGCCAAAAAUUUAUCCUCACCGGCAUGUUCCUUCUUGGAGGCUUUGUCGUUGUUUUCUCAAUCCUUCGAAUCACAAGCUUCAACUUUCCUAAUCUUGAGGACCAGUCCUACGUCGCUACCGACUCGUCGACAUGGUCCUCCAUCGAACAGUCAGUCGGUAUCAUCUGCGCCUGCCUACCUACUCUCCGUCCUCUUUUCAGGGCAUGGUGUGGCAGCUCGAAGAUGGACAGCACUGCUUCCAAUUUCCCAAAAAGACUACCACUGUCUGGCCGCUUGUCACAACGUGAUGAAGAGGGCGGAGUGGUCUCGCCAGUGUCUCCGGUCCCAUUAGCGUGCUUGCGUGGGCAUUCUUCUCACGAGAUGGGGCUCCUUGAACACCAAGAUCGCGACUCAUUGACACCCAUGCCUCCAAUGAGUCCCACGAGUCCUCUUUCUCGGAUGUUUGAACGUAGUGAACACGAGCGGCUUAUGCCUCGACCUGAAUCAUUUGCAUAA